AUGAGCGCCAACAUGGUCAUGGGUGAACCAAGGCUGAACUGGGACAUUUCCCCAAAAAAUGGCCUUAAGACAUUUUUCUCUCGAGAAAAUUAUAAAGAUCAUUCCAUGGCUCCAAGUUUAAAAGAACUAUGCACUUUAUCUAACAGACGUAUAGGAGAAAAUUUGAAUGCCUCAGCAAGUUCUGUAGAAAAUGAGCCGGCAGUCAGUUCAGCAGUUCAAGCAAAGGAAAAAGUUAAAACCACAGUUGGAAUGGUACUUCUUCCAAAACCAAGAGUUCCUUAUCCUCGUUUCUCUCGUUUCUCACAGAGAGAGCAGAGGAAUUACGUGGAUUUGUUGGUUAAAUAUGCAAAAAUUCCUGCAAAUUUCAGAGACGUUGGAAUAAAUAAAAAUGACUACUUGGAAUACUUGGAUAUGAAGAAGCAUGUGGAUGAAGAAGUUUCUGAAUUCCUAAAGUUUUUGCAGAAUUCUGCUAAGAAAUGUGCACAGGAUUAUAACAUGCUUUCUGAAGACGCUCGUCAAUUCACAGAGCAAAUUUUAAAAGCUUGCAUUGAACAAGUGAAAAACUAUCCAGAAUUCUAUACUCUCCAUGAAGUUACCAGCUUAAUGGGAUUUUUCCCAUUCAGAACAGAGAUGGGAUUAAAGUUAGAAAAGACUCUUCUUGCAUUGGGCAAUGUAAAGUAUGUGAAAACAGUAUUUCCUUCAAUGCCUGCAAAGCUGCAGCUUACAAAAGAUAACAAAGCUACCAUUGAAACACCAGAACAGACAGCUACAGCGAUGCAUGAUGAUAUUAGUAAAGACCCCAAUGCAGCAAAACUUGUUUCAAGAUAUCACCCACAAAUCGCUCUAACUAGUCAAUCAUUAUUUACUUUAUUAAAUAAUUAUGGACCAAGCUAUAAGGAACAAUGGGAAAUUCCUGUGUGCGUUCAACUAAUACCUGUUGCAGGAUCGAAACCAGUUAAAGUAAUUUAUAUUAAUUCACCACUUCCCCAAAAGAAAAUGACAAUGAGGGAAAGAAAUCUAGUCUAUCAUGAAGUUCCAUUAAAAUUCAUGAUGUCUAAAAACUCAUCUGUUCCAGUCUCUGCAGUAUUUAUGGACAAACCUGAAGAGUGUAUAUCUGAAGUGGAUACAUCUUGUGAAGUUAAUGAGUGCCGAAAAAUUGAAACUCUUGAAAAUGAGAAUCUGGAUUUUGAUGAUGAUGUCACAGAACUUGAAACUUUUGGAGUAACCACCACCAACUUGUCAAAGCCAUCAAGUCCAGCAAGUAUUUCUGCAGCACCCAACGGUAGAGGGGCUCCCACAGCCACCAAGGCAACAGCUGCUCGUGGGCCACCAACUGUACCAAACGUUUCUGCUAAUUCAAGAAGUUUGUCUCAGAUCCUGAUGGAACAACUGCAGAAGGAGAAACAACUGGUGACUGGUGCAGACGGUGGUCCUGAAGAGUGCAAGAAAAAUGAUCAGGGAACUGAAUCGUGUGGUAAUCAGAUACCAAAUUCUGACAAGUCUUUAAUAAUGCAAGAUAGUGAAUUGACAACGUCGGCUGCCCUACAGUUAGAAAGUUCUAAGACUAAGGAAAUUGAAACCGCUGAUAAAAAUGAUGUGGCUCCUGAUAAAGUAAAUGCGGAUGAAAGAGUAAAUGUUCUAGAGAAUACAGGCAAUUCAAAGGAAAAGACUGUUACAUCAGAAGCAGAUAGAACCGAAGAUGUACUUCAUUCCAGUAGUGAUACAGAUGAAGACUGUUUAGUUAUUGACACAGAAUGUAGAAGUAAUAGUACUGAGACUAUAGCUGUUGUGAGUUCUAAUUUAAGUUCUAAAUCAGCUAGCCCAAAUCCCUUCUCAGGACAGGCUUCUGCAAGUAACCAGACUCAUACUAAUGCAACAUGUAGUCCUGAAGAGUCAUGUGUUUUAAAGAAACCUAUCAAAAGAGUAUAUAAAAAAUUUGAUCCCGUUGGAGAAAUUUUAAAAAUGCAGGAUGAACUCUUAAAGCCAAUUUCCAGAAAAGUGCCUGAAUUGCCCUUAAUGAAUUUAGAAAAUUCUAAAGACCCUGUUUCCGAACAACCCUCUGGUACUUCAGAUGAUGCCUCCAGUUGGCCAAAAUCUCUAUGGCCAUCUGCAUUUCAGAAGCCGAAAGGACGAUUGCCAUAUGAACUUCAGGACUAUGUUGAAGACACAUCAGAAUAUCUAGCUCCUAAGGAAGGAAAUUUUGUUUAUAAGUUAUUUAGUCUUCAAGACCUGUUGUUACUCGUGCGUUGCAGUGUCCAGAGGAUAGAGACAAGACCACGUUCUAAAAAACGGAAGAAAAUCAGAAGACAAUUUCCAGUUUAUGUGCUACCAAAAGUGGAGUAUCAGGCUUGUUACGGAGUUGAAGCUCUGACUGAAAGUGAACUUUGUCGCUUGUGGACUGAAAGUUUAUUGCAUUCCAACUCCUCAUUUUAUGUUGGGCAUAUUGACGCAUUCACUUCAAAGCUUUUUCUACUUGAAGAAAUUACCUCAGAAGAGUUAAAAGAAAAGCUCUCAGCUCUCAAGAUUUCAAGUUUAUUCAACAUCCUCCAACACAUCCUAAAGAAAUUAAGUAGCUUGCAGGAGGGUUCCUAUUUGCUGUCUCAUGCAUCAGAAGAUUCUUCACUCCUGAUCUAUAAGACAUCUGAUGGGAAAAUUACCCGGACAGCAUACAAUCUGCAUAAAACACACUGUGGCCUGCCUGCUGUACCUUCCAGUCUCUCCGUUCCCUGGGUCCCGUUAGACCCAAGUCUCUUACUACCAUAUCAUAUCCAUCAUGGAAGAAUACCUUGUACUUUUCCACCGAAAUCACAAGGUCCUACUACACGACAAAAGGUUGGUGGAACAAGAAUGCUUACGCGUAGCCGCAGGAAUCCAGUUUCCAUGGAAACCAAAAGCAGUUGCUUGCCUGCUCAGCAAGUUGAAAAUGAAGGAGUGGCUCCAAAUAAAAGAAAAAUAACUUAAGGGCUGUACCACUGAAAAUGAAAUUCAAGAAAAAAGUUACAGCAGUGUUAAAUUUAGAAAAUUUUGAGGGGAAAUAUGCCUAAAAGAUCAGUAGGCUAAAGAAAAAAAAUUUUAUUUUAGUGACCUCCAUAGUUCCUAGAGUGCCUUGGAAAUCUAUGUUGGGCAUGUAAAUUAAAAUAGAAUGUUAUACUACUAACUCUCAUGUUUGAAGAAAAUCUAAAUGUGUUUUAACAUUAUCAUGACAGGG
Messenger RNA from Chrysochloris asiatica (Cape golden mole), 3208 nucleotides. It is a transcript of the gene ICE2, whose product is annotated as NMDA receptor regulated 2. The transcript is spliced from 15 exons. Gene Ontology annotation, biological process: positive regulation of transcription by RNA polymerase III; snRNA transcription by RNA polymerase II; snRNA transcription by RNA polymerase III. NCBI's taxonomy places the organism in Eukaryota, Metazoa, Chordata, Mammalia, Afrosoricida, Chrysochloridae. The record is from RefSeq and is a predicted model, not a curated record. Gene Ontology annotation, cellular component: transcription elongation factor complex. Bases 1 to 2961 code for a protein of 986 amino acids.